Oryza brachyantha (malo sina) is the source of this 2019-nucleotide messenger RNA. RefSeq names its product probable beta-1,3-galactosyltransferase 2. The transcript is spliced from 11 exons. Gene Ontology annotation, molecular function: hexosyltransferase activity. Bases 395 to 1609 code for a protein of 404 amino acids. The record is from RefSeq and is a predicted model, not a curated record. Gene Ontology annotation, cellular component: Golgi membrane. Lineage: Eukaryota; Viridiplantae; Streptophyta; Magnoliopsida; Poales; Poaceae.
GCGACGGAGAAGCCGAUGCGUUCGUUUCACCGCCUUCUUCUUCUACCUCGGCCGCUGGAUCACUCGAGUUCUUUGAUGGCCAGCUGCCGCUCGAAGCUGCAGCUGGGGUCAGGCUAAAUUUACUGCGGCGGCUACUUUGUUUAAUGCUUCGUGGGGGAGACGAUUUGGCGUGCUUUUGGUAGUCACUCACCUCUGCGUCUCCUCCAACCGACGCCCGCCUCGCCCACAUGGGUCUCAUGGCGUGAGCUGAGCUGCUGAGCUGAGAGAGAGGCUCGCCCAUCGAGGGAGCCCGAUAGUACUCCCUCUCGCCCGUGAUCCGUCCAUGGGUUGCUCUGCUCCGGGGCGCGUGAGAUUCUGAGGCCGCGAGGAAGGAGGAGGAGGUGAGGCGGCGGCCAUGAGCUGGAGGAAAGGAGGAGGAGGGGGAGGGGAUGGAGGGGUGUCGAGGAGAUGGGCCGUGCUGCUCUGCCUCGGGAGCUUCUGCCUCGGCCUGCUCUUCACCAACAGAAUGUGGACGCUGCCUGAGGCAAAUGAGAUUGCUCCACCAAACGGAAAUGGAGAAGCAGUCAAUGCGCGGCAACUAGUUGCCGCGGAGUGUGGUCCUAAAAAGGUCCAACAACACGAUUAUAAAGAUAUAUUGCGGGUUCAAGAUACUCAUCAUGGUGUACAAACAUUAGAUAAGACAAUAGCAAGUUUAGAGACAGAACUAUCAGCUGCAAGAUCCCUGCAAGAAUCCUUGCUCAAUGGUUCCCCAGUUGCAGAAGAGUUCAAACUUUCUGAGUCAAUUGGGAGGCGAAAGUACCUUAUGGUCAUAGGCAUCAAUACUGCAUUUAGCAGUCGGAAGAGAAGAGAUUCCAUACGCUACACCUGGAUGCCUCAAGGUGAGAAAAGGAAGAAACUUGAGGAAGAAAAGGGGAUCAUCAUUCGUUUCGUCAUUGGCCACAGUGCUAUAUCAGGUGGAAUUGUUGAUAGAGCAAUUGAAGCAGAGGACAGAAAGCAUAAUGACUUCAUGAGGAUAGAUCAUGUUGAAGGAUACCUUGCUCUAUCUGGCAAAACCAAGACAUACUUUGCUACAGCUGUUUCAUUAUGGGAUGCUGACUUUUAUGUGAAGGUUGAUGAUGAUGUGCAUGUAAACAUAGCAACACUUGGGCAGAUUUUAUCCAACCAUGCAUUAAAACCCAGAGUAUAUAUUGGAUGCAUGAAAUCUGGACCUGUCCUAACUGAAAAGGGUGUAAGAUACUAUGAGCCCGAGCAUUGGAAAUUUGGCGAACCAGGAAACAAAUAUUUUCGACAUGCCACUGGUCAAUUGUAUGCUAUUUCAAAAGAUCUAGCAACCUACAUAUCUAUAAACAGGCAUGUUCUCCACAAGUAUAUAAAUGAGGAUGUUUCAUUAGGAUCUUGGUUCAUUGGAUUAGAUGUCGAGCAUAUCGACGACCGAAGACUUUGUUGUGGAACUCCGCCUGACUGCGAGUGGAAAGCCCAGGCGGGGAACACCUGCGCCGCGUCAUUCGACUGGAGAUGCAGCGGCAUAUGCAACUCGGAAGGGAGGAUCUGGGAGGUGCACAAUAAGUGCGCCGAAGGGGAGAAGGCGCUCUGGAACGCCACCUUCUAGCGCGACACCGACACCGAAAACACCAGUAAAAAAAGAAGAAAAGAAAAACAGAAAGCUCAAGCAGGAAGAAGAAGAAGGCUCCUGCUGCUUGUAGGUGUGCUGUACAUUGGCCACUGUCUGCUUGUAUGUAGUAAUUCUUGUGUAGCUUAGCAGUGAGAUGAUUCGUUCUGUGACUGGGGGGGCUGGGAUCUGUGGAUGAACACCGACGAAGCGGACCACAAUUUUACGUAGCGUCUGUCUGCCGGUGGCGGUGUGAUGAGGAGAGGGUAUACGAGCUGAUAUAUUGCAUUCUUUGGAUUGGGGCAUAAAUGUUGAGCUUCAGUUUAAGGUGGUCGUUUUGCAUCGAUCUCCUGUACUGUAUAUGGCUGCCAUGAUGUAUGACCAGAAUAAAACUUACCUGUUGAUGAUGA